UUCCGGCGUGAAAUACAAAUCGUGCAGCGCCGCAGUUGUCAUGAACUCCAGCGUGCCCGACCAGUGAGCCAGAAUGCUGAAGGAGGGGAAGCCCGGCAUGAUCGAGCGGGCGCUGCGGAUGCGGAGGGAGGAGCAGGCUCGGCAGGUGGUGCUGGCCUGGGCGGUGCUCAACAUGUCCCUGGCCGGCAUGAUCUACACCGAGAUGUCAGGGAAGCUGCUGAGCAGAUACUACAAUAUCACCUACUGGCCCAUCUGGUACAUCGAACUGGUGCUCGCCUCUCUUUUUAGCCUAAAUGCUCUUUUUGACUUCUGGAAGUAUUUUAAAUACACGAUGGCUCCGUGCACCAUCGCUGUAACUCCUGAGCAGCAUCGCCUUCUGGGUUUGAGCAACACAAGUAUCCAGGCCUCUCCACCUCAAAAGCCAGAAAAGAAGGAAACCCCGGUCCCGGACCAGUCGUCUCCCGUGCAGGGCCAGAGUGUGCUGAGCUUCAGCCCCUCCCGGCCACCUUCAAGCAGCCCCAAGUUCUCCCCCGGCUGCGUACCCGGGUACAGCCCUCCUCUCAGCAACCCGUCCACCCCAAGCAGCCCAGGAAGCCCUUUUUCUCCCUCAAUGGCUUUUGGAAAGGUGCUGAACUACAGUCCUUCCUCUGCCUCUUCUCCUUACUCGAACAGCAUUGGAUCAGCAGAAGGCUCCACCUUGAGGGCUCGGUAUCGUACUUCGCCCUCCGUGUUUAACUCCCCUGGAAGCAAAGAGGACUACAUGCAGGAUCUGAAAAGUCUGGAGAGGUUUCUGCGCACAGAGGAGGAGAAGAGCCACCGCAGCCAGCUAGGAAGCCCAGAGUCAGCUUCUCCGAGUCACAGUCCAACGUUUUGGAAUUACAAUCGUACAGUGGGAGAUUACGCUCAGAGCUUGAGGAAGUUUCUGUAUCAGCCUGCGUGCCGCUCUCAGGCGCCGUCGGCCCACAAGGAUGAGACGGACCUGGGCUCCAAACAGGCUGCAGAGGAGGUGUGGGCCAGAAUCACAACCACCCGUGCCAUGGUGGACCACAUCGAUAGCUGGACGGCCAAACUAAGAAAUUGGAUCAGUGAUACCAUCUUGGUCCCUCUGGUCAAAGAAAUAGACUCUGUCAACAGCCAGCUGAGGAGGAUGGGCUGCCCAGAGCUCCAGAUAGGAGAGGCCAGCAUCAGCAGUUUGAAGCAGGCAGCAGUGAUGAAAGCCUCAUCUAUCCCCACUAUGAACUCUAUCGUCCAAUACUUGGACAUCACUCCCAACCAGGAAUACCUAGUGGAUCGGAUUAAGGAGCUGGCUCACAGUGGCUGCAUGAGCUCCUUUCGCUGGAAUGGUGGCGGCGAUCUGAAGAACAGGAAGUGGGAUACAGACGUCCCUACUGACUGUGCUGUCCUCAUGCAUCUCUUUUGCACAUACUUGGACUCCAGGCUGCCUCCACACCCCAGGUAUCCAGAUGGGAAGACUUUCACUUCCCAGCACUUCAGCCACACUCCUGACAAACCUGAUAUUACCAAGGAGAACCUCUUCUGCAUUCACCAGUCCAGCACCAGUCCUCCGCACUACCAGCUCAUACACCAAGGACACAUCUACAGUCUGCCCAAGGGCAGGAACAACCUUUUCCACACCAUCCUGAUGUUUCUCUACGUUAUUAAGACCAAAGAGUCGGGAAUGCUGGGGAGGGUAAACCUGGGCCUCUCUGGUGUGAACAUCCUGUGGAUAUUUGAAGAGUGAUCUUUUUUUUUUUUUUUUAAGCUACAAACAACCAUUGAGGGUCUUUUCUUUUUCCUCCACUGCAGUGUUUUAAGGUUAAGCUUGAGGACGACAUUUUCAAGGACACACCUAAAAGCACUUGACUUUGAAAUUAAAACACAUGCAAGUUUUUGGACAUUUUCUCAAGUCUACUUGACAGAUUGGUAAUACAUUUUCAUCGAGAUUUUAAGACAUUCUGUUAAACCAGAGUCCUUAUGAUGCAACCAAGAACUGUAUGUGCUUUCUGUUUUUUGUAUUUUGAGAAUGUACCAGCAUGGCAGCCUUGUUACUUAUAUACCUCGCAGUUUUCUGCUUGGAGGGCAAAGGGCCGAGACCCUUUAGCCUGACUAUUAAUUAUAGGGUAUCCGCAGACUUGACCUUUUGCCGCUCGUUUGCUGUUCUUUUGUAAAAAUGAAUGUCUUCAACAGUAGGGAUAAUCCUGGCCGGUGCUUGAAUCAGAACAAUGAUUAUUUAAAGCUGCAGAAAUACUUCAACAAGCAGUUGAAGUUUUUUACAUUGGCUAUUUUUUACAUGUUGCAAGGCUAUACAACUGCAGCUAAUUAUGUCUUUUUGUAAAUAUGUUUUCUUUUAAAUACGGUAUAUAUAUGUACAAAAAGCAUUGAAUUUGUCAUUUUUCCCUGCAAUUUAGUACUAUUUAGACACUAUUGAUUUGCUUGUUUGAA
Cololabis saira (Pacific saury) is the source of this 2442-nucleotide messenger RNA. RefSeq names its product transmembrane protein 209 (gene tmem209). The record is from RefSeq and is a predicted model, not a curated record. The transcript has 15 exons. The coding region runs from base 74 to 1741 and encodes 555 amino acids. Gene Ontology annotation, cellular component: membrane. Lineage: Eukaryota; Metazoa; Chordata; Actinopteri; Beloniformes; Belonidae.